Molecule: messenger RNA, 699 nt
Organism: Hibiscus syriacus
Lineage: Eukaryota; Viridiplantae; Streptophyta; Magnoliopsida; Malvales; Malvaceae
Product: transcription factor RSL2-like
Exons: 5
Coding region: 1-699 (232 amino acids)
Biological process (GO): regulation of transcription by RNA polymerase II
Cellular component (GO): nucleus
Molecular function (GO): RNA polymerase II cis-regulatory region sequence-specific DNA binding; DNA-binding transcription factor activity, RNA polymerase II-specific; protein dimerization activity
Source: RefSeq, a predicted model, not a curated record
AUGGAAAUUGACGGGGUGAAUGACAAAAUUACCGACUCGUUUGCCCCGGCAUUCCCGAACAUUGCUAUGGAAGACACUGUUAGUGUCAUUAAAGACUUGAGCGCCGACUGCUUUCCAGAGUUAGAUGGUAGGCAUCCUUCUGACAAUGUUAACGAAUUGGUGCUCAAGAGGAAGCUUGAUGUGCUGGAACUGCAUGGCGAUGGGGUUAAAAUCAUUACCAAUUCAUCUCAGACCACAAAGAAAAGAACUCGGGUUGCAAAAGAUGCAGCAGAAGUUUGGAAGAAUGUGCAGUCGAAUAAGAACCGGAAGAACAAUUUAAACGGCAAUGAAGAGAGCAACAUCGGUUCGGACGGACAGAGUUCUAGCACCUCUACUUCAGAUGAUGACAAUGUUUCUCAGGAUAAUACUAAUGGGGGCUUAUUGACAACCUCAGAUUCCAAAGCAGCUCAGAAAAGAAGAGAGAGGGUCAAUGAGAGAUUGAGAGUUUUACAGAACCUUGUCCCAAACGGCACACAGGUUGACAUCAGCACUAUGCUUGAAGAAGCUGUUCAUUAUGUGAAGUUCAUGCAGCUACAAAUCAAGCUUUUAAGCUCUGAUGAACUGUGGAUGUAUGCUCCCAUGGCGUCGAUAUCGGUCUCAACAAGAAAAUCUGCACUCUUUUAUGAUCCUCGAAGAAGCCACCCUACAGAGUUGUUCUAA